CGCAAGAGCCUCUCUCCCCCCCGAGGCUGAGAGGCGGGGGCAGCGACUGUCCCGGCCGGCGCUGAUCUCGAGCGGCGAUUGGCCGCUGUCUACGCUGACGUCACGAUCAUGAUGAGAAUUAAUGAUCGGAGGCGCUGAUUUCAUUGUGUGACGCCGGGACCGACCCAGCCGAAACCGGCUGAAUUCGGAGCCCUGGGGCCCCCCGUGGCCGCCCCGCCCGCCCCACAGAGCACGAUGAAUCUGCGUUCUGUAUUUACUGCAGAACAACAGAGGAUAUUGCAGCGUUACUAUGAAAAUGGAAUGACAAAUCAGAGUAAAAAUUGCUUUCAGCUCAUAUUACAGUGUGCACAAGAAACUAAGCUGGACUUCAGUGUAGUCAGGACGUGGGUUGGAAACAAAAGAAGAAAGAUGAGUAGUAAGAACACCAUGGAUUCUGGAGGAAGCCCAUCUGCCACAGCCAGCAGCACAUUGACAGUGCCUCCGGAAGUGGCUGUUCAAAACGUGGUCAGCAUCGCCCGUUCCCAGAGCCAGCAGUCCUCGUGGACGUCCUCCAACAACGACGUCAUAGUCACUGGCAUCUAUAACCCAGCUACUUCAUCCAGCCGACUGGUCUCCAGUAAACAGACUAACUCCCUGAUGAGCGAUAUGCAUAAAAACUCCCUGUCAAGGUCCGCUGGGAAGAGUGAUCCCGAAUUCCAGCGGCAACACAUCGCGGUGACCCGCCAAGCUCCCCACUGUAAAAACGCUUCGCUGUUCCUGGGUGAAACCAUCAUCCUCUCCAGGCAAACCAGCGUGCUGAAUUCAGGGAAUUCUAUUUAUAACCACACGAAGAAAAGUUAUGGCGGCUUCGUUCAGACGGCGGAAUUAGUGUUACCUCAGAAGCCCGUCUUGUGCCACCGGCCGUACAAAAUGGACCAGGUGGGCUGCCAACGGUUGCAAAAACCAGAGCACCCCAUCCUCGCUUCCUCCGUUCCAUCCGGGCAGAGAUCGAACAUUAGAGAUCCUUCCUGCAGCACCCACAAUUUGGAAAUCCGAGAGGUUUUUUCAUUGGCUGUGACCGACCAGUCCCUGGUAGGAAGCCGUGAGAAGGCCCUGUCAACUUCUGGAGAAGGCAGUUGCCUGUCUAUCGCGAUGGAAACCGGGGAUGUGGACGACGAAUAUGCCAGAGAGGAAGAGUUGGCCUCCAUGGGUGCCCUACAAAACUACUCCCGGUUAACCAGCACGCCCCUCCGCGUCGAGAAUCCGGGAUCCGUUUUGGGCUCGGGCAGGAGCAUGGGUUGCAAUUCGCAUGUGCUGAAUGCGAGGAACUUGCACAACAAUAUCUUGUAUCACAACAGAGACUAUCGUUUACCUUCACGGACUUCGUUGCAUAGCACAUCCAGUACGCUCUAUAGCAGUUCCCAUCCAUCAAGAAGUAACCUUUCUUCUCAUUUUGCAGCAUCCAAUCAACUAAGGCUAUCUCAGAACCAAAAUAAUUAUCAGAUUUCAGGAAACCUUACUGUGCCUUGGAUUACUGGGUGCUCCAGGAAAAGAGCAUUACAGGACCGUACGCAAUUCAGCGACCGAGAUUUAGCCACCCUUAAGAAAUACUGGGAUAAAGGUAUGACCAGCCUUGGGUCGGUUUGCAGAGAGAUUGAAGCCGUGGCUGCGGAAUUAAACGUUGACUGUGAAAUAGUAAGGACUUGGAUCGGAAAUAGGAGACGGAAGUAUCGUUUGAUGGGCAUUGAAGUCCCUCCCCCGCGAGGUGGCCCUGCCGUUUUUUCGAGUCAGUCUGAUUCCAGUGAUAAAUCGAUACCCAUUCCAGGCGAUGAUCCCCUGACUGAUAUAGGAGAGGAUAAUGACAGGAAUGAUGAAGUGUCCAUCUGCUUAUCGGAAGGAAGCUCCCAAGAAGAACACAAUGAAGUUCUUCCAAAUGAAGGCAUGGGCCACAAAGAAGAGGACCACACUACUGUAUCUUCAGAUAAUGUGAAAAUAGAAAUAAUAGACGAUGAAGAAAGCGAUAUGAUAAGUAAUUCUGAAGUGGAUCAGAUGAGCUCUCUUCUGGAUUACAAAAACGAGGAAGUAAGGUUCAUUGAGAGUGAACUGGAGCAUCAAAAACAGAAGUAUUUUGAACUCCAGACUUUCACAAGAAGUUUGAUACUUGCUGUGAAAACAGAUGAUAAAGAUCAGCAGCAGGCACUUCUAGCCGAUUUACCUCCAGAAUUGGAAGAGAUGGAUUACCAUACAUCUCCAGAACCCGACGAUACCUCAUUCAGCUUGUCAUCUUCAUCCGAAAAAAAUGCCUUGGACAGUUAUGUAGAUGGACUGAUCACUGGAAAUUAUAGGUUUCAGGAGAUGAGUGGGGAUAACUUGGGCCUUCAUUCAAAUGAUGAUCAUUCUAACCAGGGAUCAAACAAAGAAGUGUUGCUCACAGCUUCACCCUAG
Messenger RNA from Thamnophis elegans (Western terrestrial garter snake), 2424 nucleotides. RefSeq names its product highly divergent homeobox-like. Gene Ontology annotation, molecular function: DNA-binding transcription factor activity, RNA polymerase II-specific; RNA polymerase II cis-regulatory region sequence-specific DNA binding. Gene Ontology annotation, biological process: regulation of transcription by RNA polymerase II. The record is from RefSeq and is a predicted model, not a curated record. Lineage: Eukaryota; Metazoa; Chordata; Lepidosauria; Squamata; Natricidae.